GAAUUGUACACAAAACCAUGUGUCAGGCUUACUCCCUUGAUUCACAGACUCGUCCUAAAAUCAAGGAUUGAUACCAAAAUAAUAUUCUCCUGCCCUAUUGACUCAGUGACAUUAUUAAUUUUAGAUUGAAAGCAGUAAAUUUUGCGUUGAGAGAAUGGAAGACACUCGUGCGGACGUGGAAUCAGCAAUUAAUAUCAAAGACGAGAAUUCUGAACGAAUUUCUAAUUCAGGUGAUGCUCAGGGUAAUCUUGAGUUGGAAAAAAUUGUGGGUAAUUUAAGUAAGAGACAGCUGAAGAGGAUAAAGAAAAAAGAGAUGUGGCUGUUAAGAAAGGCAGACAAGAGGCUUAAGGAACGACAGAAGACAAGAGAAAAAAGGGCAUUUGCUCGGGCAAAUAAUAUCGACUUGGGACCAUCGAGGAAGGCCUUGAAAAAAUGUACGAUGGCGGAUAGUCCUUGCAAAGUUACUGUUACCAUCGAUAUGUCGUUCGAUUCUCUCAUGAUCGAUAAAGAUAUAGCCAAAUUAAUUAAACAAAUUUUGAGGUGUUAUACGCUGAAUCGGCGGGCACUGGCUCCUGUGCAGUUCUCUGUUACUGGCUUCAGUGGCAAGUCCAAACAGGAGAUGGAGAAACACAAUGGAUAUCAGCAUUGGGAUGUAAAUUUCCAGUCGCAAUCGUACUUGGAGGUUUAUGACUCGAAGAAGAUUAUUUAUCUAACUUCAGAAUCGGAUAAUGUGAUCGAUACUUUGCAAGAAGAUUUUGUGUAUGUGAUUGGUGGACUAGUCGAUCAUAAUCAACAGAAGGGGUUAUGCCAUGAAUUAGCACAGAAAGCUAACGUAGCUCAUGCUCGUCUGCCCCUCGACAAAUUUCUUAAGAUGAAGAGUCGAAAAGUUUUAACGAUAGAUCACGUCUUCGAAAUUCUCCUGAGGGUGACGGAAGGCAUCACCUGGCAAGACGCCUUUCUGCAGGUCCUUCCCCUCCGCAAAAACGCUGAACCCAUGUCGUCCCCAGAAAAUGUCCCCUCUGAGACUGUCACCCUAGACGUCACUGGAUCACCCGAAAAAAUGGACUCCAAAUAGGUACACGAAUAUUGAAAUUUUUUAUUCCUCCUCCCAAAAACGUACAUGUGAACGUCAUCACAUAUAAUCUAGCCACAUAUUUAAAAAUAUAUCGAUACGCAUACAGAACGUGUAUGUACAUAUAUUCAUAUAUGUAAAAAUUUUGAAAUCAUACGUGCGAAUAAAUAACUUCUAUCAUAAUUUCUGUAGCCAAAUGAAGUGAGAUAAGUCAAAUUUACAAUUAGUCUUAAUUAUUCAUGGUUUAUAUCUGGAAACAGUUAACAUGAAUGUAAUUUUGGAUUUAUCUCAAUUAACCAUUUGGUUACUGAUUUUUCCAUCGGUCGUAGACACUCGUUUUGAGGAAGUAUAAGCAUUAAGCGUCAUGUCUCCACGAGAAAUUCUCGUUGUUCCACUCAAUAUUAGGCAUUUUUACAAAAAAAAAAUACCGGAUUCAAACCGCCUCUUGUAUCGACUGUACAGGGAAAUUAAACAGGCCUUCGAAUGCGUGGAUAAUUGCGAAAAUAAAAUCAUUUAUGGGUGAGACCCUUUGUACAAAGUGGUUGAUUGAUUUUUUAUUGACAGGAUCUCCGCCAAUAUCAAUUUAUCUCUUGUCUGUCCCUUAAUCACAUCUAAUGAAACAAAUCCAGUAGCGAAAUAGUAUACCAAUCGAAUUUUCUGUCCUUAAUUAUCGUUACAUCCAAAAGCUAUCGAUUUGACAAGGAAACGUUAAAAUCAAUCAUUUCCCAAAUAAAUCGAUAUAUUUCAGAACUCAUCUCACUCUACCACUUUGCUACAGAAUUUGUUCGGUGAAAAAGAAAUAGUUUUUUAUUAGACAUAAAUUCCUCAGCGGGUGAAAAAUAUUCCUGAGCACGAAUCAUCAAUUAAUUCGUCAAUUCGUAAAAUCAAUAGUUAUAUCUAAAUUGCUGAUCGCCAUUAAUUCCUGUUGAGGCACAAUCAACAUUCAUAAU
Molecule: messenger RNA, 2022 nt
Organism: Fopius arisanus
Lineage: Eukaryota; Metazoa; Arthropoda; Insecta; Hymenoptera; Braconidae
Product: tRNA methyltransferase 10 homolog A
Exons: 5
Coding region: 155-1075 (306 amino acids)
Biological process (GO): tRNA N1-guanine methylation
Cellular component (GO): nucleus; nucleoplasm
Molecular function (GO): methyltransferase activity; tRNA binding
Source: RefSeq, a predicted model, not a curated record